This is a messenger RNA of Melopsittacus undulatus (budgerigar), 2811 nucleotides long. RefSeq names its product gamma-aminobutyric acid type B receptor subunit 2 (gene GABBR2). Gene Ontology annotation, molecular function: G protein-coupled GABA receptor activity. Gene Ontology annotation, biological process: gamma-aminobutyric acid signaling pathway; G protein-coupled receptor signaling pathway. The record is from RefSeq and is a predicted model, not a curated record. Bases 1 to 2811 code for a protein of 936 amino acids. Gene Ontology annotation, cellular component: membrane; G protein-coupled receptor heterodimeric complex. The transcript is spliced from 19 exons. NCBI's taxonomy places the organism in Eukaryota, Metazoa, Chordata, Aves, Psittaciformes, Psittaculidae.
AUGCAUCCCUCUCCGCGGAGACCGGCCGCUGCCACCUCCAGCCCUGCCAUGCUGCUGCUUCUCCUGUGCCUGGGCUGGGCGCCGCCGGGCUGGGGCUGGCCGCGGGGCAGCUCCCGGGGGGCGGCCGGGCUGCCCCCCAACGCCACCACGCCGAUCUCCAUCAUGGGCUUGAUGCCGCUCAGCCAGUCCGAGGAGGACCAGAAGAGCAAGAUCGGCCGGGGGGUGCUGCCCGCCGUGCAGCUUGCCAUGGAUCAGAUCCGCAACGAAUCCCUGCUCAACCCCUAUUUCCUGGACCUGCGGCUCUACGACACGGAGUGUGACAAUGCAAAAGGACUCAAAGCCUUCUAUGAUGCAAUAAAAUAUGGACCUAAUCAUCUGAUGGUUUUUGGUGGUGUAUGUGCAACAGUUACAUCUAUCAUUGCUGAGUCUCUAAAGGGAUGGAAUUUGGUUCAGCUCUCAUUUGCAGCAACAACCCCGGAGUUGGCUGAUAAGAAAAAAUAUCCUUAUUUCUUCCGGACAGUGCCAUCUGAUAAUGCAGUGAAUCCAGCAAUUUUGAAGUUACUCAAAUAUUAUCAGUGGAAGAGAGUAGGAACUUUAACUCAGGAUGUACAAAGGUUCUCUGAGGUGAGGAAUGAUCUGACUGGUGUCCUGUACGGUGAAGACAUUGAGAUUUCGGAUACAGAGAGUUUCUCCAACGAUCCUUGCACAAGUGUAAAGAAGCUUAAGGGUAAUGAUGUUCGAAUAAUCCUUGGCCAGUUUGAUGAGGAAAUGGCUGUGAAAGUUUUCUGCUGUGCUUAUGAAGAAGAAAUGUAUGGCAGCAAAUAUCAGUGGAUUAUUCCAGGGUGGUAUGAAAACCUUUGGUGGGAAUCCUGGAUUAAUUCCUCACAGUGUCUCACCAAAAAUCUUCUUGCAGCCAUGGAAGGUUAUAUUGGAGUGGACUUUGAGCCUCUCAGCUCAAAAAUGCUGAAGACCAUAUCAGGAAGGACUCCACAGCAAUAUGAAAAGGAAUACAAUGCUAAGCGUGGUGAUGGUCAAUCCAGCAAAUUCCAUGGUUAUGCCUAUGAUGGAAUAUGGGUGAUUGCCAAGACCCUACAGCGGGCAAUGAAGUAUCUGAAUAGUACCAAUAAACAUCAAAAAAUUGAAGAUUUUAACUACACAAAUCACAAACUUGGAAAAAUUUUUCUAGAUGCUAUGAAUGAAACCAACUUCUUCGGGGUAACGGGUCAAGUUGUUUUCAGAAAUGGAGAGAGGAUGGGAACCAUCAAAUUUACGCAAUUCCAAGAAAGAAAGGAAGUGAAAGUGGGAGAGUACAAUGCUGUGGCUGACACACUGGAAAUAAUCAACAACAGCAUCAGGUUCCAAGGACUUGAGCCUCCAAAGGACAAAACAAUUAUACAGGAGGAGCUACGCAAGAUCUCCCUGCCUCUCUACAGCAUCCUCUCUGCCCUCACCAUCCUAGGAAUGAUAAUGGCCAGUGCUUUCUUGUUCUUUAACAUCAAAAACAGAAAUCAGAAACUAAUAAAGAUGUCCAGUCCCUACAUGAACAACCUUAUUAUCCUUGGAGGGAUGCUUUCUUAUGCAUCUAUUUUUCUUUUUGGUCUUGAUGGAUCCUUUGUCUCCGAAAAGACGUUUGAGACACUUUGCACAGUCAGAACAUGGAUUCUUACAGUGGGAUACACAACUGCGUUUGGAGCAAUGUUUGCAAAAACGUGGAGAGUUCAUGCAAUUUUCAAAAAUGUAAAAAUGAAGAAGAAGAUCAUUAAAGACCAGAAGCUACUGGUGAUAGUUGGAGGGAUGUUACUGAUUGAUCUUUGCAUCCUGAUUUGCUGGCAGGUUGUGGAUCCUUUGAGAAGGACAGUGGAAAAGUAUAACAUGGAGCCGGACCCUGCGGGCAGAGAUAUCUCCAUCCGACCAAUCUUGGAGCACUGCGAAAACACCCACAUGACAAUAUGGCUUGGGAUAGUCUAUGCUUAUAAAGGGCUGCUGAUGUUAUUUGGGUGCUUCCUAGCCUGGGAGACACGAAAUGUCAGCAUUCCUGCUUUGAAUGACAGCAAGUACAUCGGAAUGAGCGUAUACAACGUGGGAAUAAUGUGCAUUAUUGGUGCUGCUGUUUCAUUCCUUACACGGGACCAACCCAAUGUGCAGUUCUGCAUUGUUGCUUUAGUCAUAAUAUUCUGCAGCACCAUUACUCUCUGCCUUGUGUUUGUACCUAAGCUCAUUACACUGAGGACAAAUCCAGAUGCAGCCACACAGAACAGACGAUUUCAGUUCACUCAAAAUCAAAAGAAAGAAGAUUCAAAAACAUCAACAUCAGUCACCAGCGUCAACCAGGCCAGCACAUCUCGACUAGAAGGAUUGCAGUCAGAGAACCAUCGCUUGAGAAUGAAAAUUACAGAGCUGGACAAAGACUUGGAAGAGGUCACAAUGCAACUCCAGGACACUCCUGAGAAAACAACGUACAUUAAGCAGAACCACUAUCAAGAUCUUAAUGACAUUCUUAGUAUACGGAACUUUACAGACAGUAAAGAUGGUGAGAAAGCCAUUUUGAAAAAUCAUCUCGAUCAAAAUCCACCAGCACAAUGGGGCUCAUCAGACCCUUCCAGAACAAGCAAAGAUCCUAUAGAAGACAUCAACUCUCCAGAACACAUACAACGUCGGCUGUCUUUGCAGCUGCCCAUUCUUCAUCAUGCCUACUUGCCAUCCAUAGGAGGAGUUGAUGCUAGUUGUGCCAGUCCCUGCGUAAGCCCCAGUGCCAGCCCUCGGCACAGACACGUGCCACCCUCCUUCCGAGUAAUGGUUUCGGGGCUGUAG